Messenger RNA from Emiliania huxleyi CCMP1516, 721 nucleotides. RefSeq lists its product as hypothetical. The record is from RefSeq and is a predicted model, not a curated record. NCBI's taxonomy places the organism in Eukaryota, Haptophyta, Isochrysidales, Noelaerhabdaceae. Gene Ontology annotation, molecular function: ATP binding; protein kinase activity. The transcript has 3 exons. Gene Ontology annotation, biological process: protein phosphorylation. Bases 23 to 721 code for a protein of 232 amino acids.
CGUCUGCCUCCUCUCGCCGCUGAUGCGCGGCGGCUCGCUCGAGGCGCGGCUGCGUAUCUCGGAUCCCGACCGUGCUGCGCAGCUCCGGCGGCUGGGGAUGGUAGAGCCGCCGAGGCCGCUGACGUGGCGGCAGCGCGUUCGCAUUGCUUGCGAGGCGACCGAGGCGCUCGUCUACCUCCACUCAAAGGAUAUCGUGCACCGCGACGUCAAGCCGGACAACAUCCUGCUCGACGAGAAGCUGACCGCCGUGCUCGCCGACACGGGCUUCGCCAAGGACCAGCGUCCCGACGCCUCUGUCCGCUACCGCUCGACUGCCCUCUACAUGUCCACUGGCUACCUCUGCCCCUCUAUCUCCAAGGGGGGCGAGUAUUCGAGCAAGACCGACGGCUACGCCAUUGGCAUCACCCUCCUCGUCUGCCUCACCAGCCGCUCCGAGGUGCAGCUGACCGACCGGUGCGAGGACGAGUUUGACGGACUCUGGACCAACAUCGACGCGUCCCAGAUCGCAGACGCGGCGGCGGGGCAGGAGGCGCUGCAGGCGCCGCCGGCGCCGGGCACGCUCGCCGAGACGAUGGCCCGGCCACCGACGCGAGCGAACGCCUCGACCUCCGCGGCGGCCACGUCCUCCUGCGGGCCGGGUCGUGCAAAGAUUUGCUGCUGCGACUCAUUUGGGUUCCAAUAUCCUGCUCGUGCGGACGACAAAAAGAAAACAAGUUGCUAA